Paramecium octaurelia is the source of this 1062-nucleotide messenger RNA. Lineage: Eukaryota; Ciliophora; Oligohymenophorea; Peniculida; Parameciidae. The record is from the annotation of a GenBank genome assembly.
AUUUAAUCAUACAUUCAAAUGUAAAUGGAAACUUAUGAGAAAGGAAGGGAGGAGUAUCAAAGGAGAUAUGGAAAGUUGAAGGAUUACAUUUCUUCUUUGAAAACAAAGGACACAUCUGAGAUCACAAAAUUCGAUAGUUCUGACUUUGAUUUAACAAAGUUGUAAGCAAGAUUGGCUGAUCAAGCUGAGAAGGAGAAAUUCGAGGAGAAUAUCAUAGGGUCGACAGACAUUGUUCAAUAAGUCAAUCAUGAUUUCAAUGUGUUGGUGUAUGGGAUAGGGAGCAAGAUUGAAUUGCUUGAGAAGGCAAUGAAGGAGUUGAUGGAGUAUGUUACAUUUUGAUGUGUUGUAGGAGUAAUCCGCAAUCGUACUUUUUCGUACUGAAGGGAUUCAAACCUCUAGUUAAUAUGAAGAUGUUCUUGUAGAAGAUGGGGGAAGUGUUGAAAAUAGACUCACAUGUGCGGAACUCAGAGUAGAUCAUCAAAUGCAUUGAGAACACUCCUCAAUCGAUAAUAAUUAUUGCUCAUAGCAUAGACGGUCGUCAUUUAUUGAAUGAGCAAGCGUAGAAAUUACUCGGAUAGUUGAGCAAUUGUCCAAAUGUUCGUAUGGCUUGCAGUUUCGACAAUUAUCGGUAUCCGAUGAUAUGCAAGAUUCAGAGAGCCUUCUUCCAGUGCGUGCACACAAAUCGACCGUACGUUCAGGAGAUAUUGCAGAUCUUCGAGGAUUAGGUGGGCAAACAGAAACAGGAGGAGGGAUUGUGGUAUGUGUUGUCGAGUAUGACUCAGAAACAGAAAAACAUAGUCUAUUAUUUCGCAGGGAAAGUAUUGGAGAGCAGAGAUGUAUAUAUAAUAUUUAUAUAAAAUUAAGGGAUUGAAUUUUUAGGAUCUGUAUGAUGUUCUCUCGGAUGAGAUGAUCGUAUCAAGCAAAAUACAAUUGAAGGACAAUCUUAAGGAGUUGAUGGAUCACAAGAUCAUAAUUGAGAAGGGUGGGAAGUACACUAUGCAAUAUUCAAACACAAUCCUUCAGGAAUUGUCUUAAAAGUUUGAUGAAGUUAUUAAAUAAUGA